Drosophila willistoni is the source of this 1097-nucleotide messenger RNA. RefSeq lists its product as uncharacterized. The record is from RefSeq and is a predicted model, not a curated record. NCBI's taxonomy places the organism in Eukaryota, Metazoa, Arthropoda, Insecta, Diptera, Drosophilidae. The coding region runs from base 12 to 1097 and encodes 361 amino acids. The transcript has 5 exons.
UUCAAUUGAUCAUGCAAUCCGGAAAGCCAUUGGUUACGAAGCUCCCAAUCUCAGCUACCGUAUACGAGCUAAAGGCUGAGCUUCAGAGCCUUCUCAAUAUUGAGCCGGAAACAUUGGAGAUUUCUGCAUCUGAUGUAACGUGUGCCGAUUCAGAUCUUUUAAUAGAAGUUGUUGGUCUAGGCAAAAACAAACAAAUUAAGCCGGUUGUGUCUUGCUAUGAAGGCAACAAUUUUGUGGGCUUGAUACUAUUUUCCCUUGGGGGCGAGGAUUUCGCCGAUCCAUUAGUCGAUAAUUCGGUGUCAGACUCAAGUAUCGAAGAUAGUGAAUCUUCCGUCAUUGAGCUAUCCUCGGGAUCUAGUGGCGGAUCCGUCCAGCCAUCCACUAUUGAUUGCAAGCGAGGUAUUAAACGAAAAGCCCAAGGACAUGAAAUAACCAUAGAGACUAAACGGAUCAAAUAUGUUCUCGAAUCCAGUGAGGAGAGUCUAGAAAACUACUCGUAUGGAGAUAUGCAGGAGGCAUGCGAUAUGGGAGGCUGCGGAAUAAAGUCCCGACCACGCCCGGUUAAACAUGUAAUCGAAAUGGAACCUGAUGUUAUAAAUGGUCAGCGGCCCCCGUACGUUAACAUUCUCCCAGAGAACAGGCCGUUUGUCGUGGUUAUAUCUUCCUCAAAUGUGACUCCAGACACUGAGUACAAUGGGCGGCUGUACAUUGCAGCGGCCAAUGAGGAUACGAUGGACUGGGUGGCGGGCAACGUAUGCUCCAUGGAGACAUAUCAGGCCACCAGUCUCAUAGACUUCCUACACCUGACACCGGCCAGAGUUACAUGGCCAAAGGUCGAGAAGUGUUUCCAAGCAAUUUUCGAGCUUCUGGAACAGCAGAAUGCUGAUAUUACGACGGAGAAGUGGGCCGUGGUGAGCCGCAAAGAUGCAGCCCCCAUAGUGACAGAUAUUUGUCCAAAUGAACAGCUUGAGAUCUGGAUGGAUGCAGAGAGUGUGGACAUCAUCAAGGAAAGAUGCAACAGCCUCAAAUUUUGUUACAAUUGCGGCAGUCUCAUUUGUCUGCCGAUUAAUCUGACUGGCAACGAUAGUUUGUCGUAA